This is a messenger RNA of Brassica oleracea var. oleracea, 3225 nucleotides long. RefSeq lists its product as uncharacterized. Lineage: Eukaryota; Viridiplantae; Streptophyta; Magnoliopsida; Brassicales; Brassicaceae. The coding region runs from base 390 to 3116 and encodes 908 amino acids. The transcript has 5 exons. The record is from RefSeq and is a predicted model, not a curated record.
CAGAAAUUUGUUUUUUGUUUUUCCUCGUCUCUACCACUUUCUUCAAUACUAGCAUUUAAUUUUCGCCCCAGAUCCCUAGCUUCCUUACACACAUCCCUAUCUGUUAAAUUUCGUAGACAACAAACUUAAUUGCAACAAGACGAAUCCUUUUUUUUUUUUUUUUUUAAUAAUAAUAGUUAUUAAAUUUAACUCGAAAACCCUUUUUGCUUUCUGUCUGUCUCUCAUCUGUUUUGUGUCUGGUACGGGGUCUCGUUUAAAGAAAUCAGCAAACCCAUGGAUUCUUCUGUCACUCUCUCGCAUGCACGAGAGCUCUCUUAAAGCAAGCCCAACCAAAGAGAUGGUCUUCCCAUUGUCCUUUCAGGCAAAAGCAUGAGACUUGAGACUACGGAAUGGGUUGCGGAGGAUCCAAAGUCGACGACCAACCGCUUGUGAUUCUCUGUAGAGAGAGGAAAGAGCUGAUCAAAGCGGCGUCGUAUCACCGCUCUGCUUUGGCCGCCGCUCACCUCGCUUACUUUCAGUCUCUCUGCGACGUCGGAGAGUCUAUCAAACGCUUCGUCGACGAGGAGUUAGUCCUCUCUGCUGGCUCCAACAACAACUCUUCGCCGCCGGACUCGCCGGUUCUUACUCUCCCUUCCGACGAAGGGAAGAAGAAACACAAGAUCUCCUCUUCUUCGACCUCUGUUUCGCAUUCCGUCGUCGAAGAAGAUGACGGAGAAGGCUCGCAUUUGCAUUUAUCGUCUGGAUCUGAGUUCGAUUCGGGAUCGGAAUCUGGAUCUGAUGAUUCUUUAGCUCAUCAUAUCCAUAUCGAAUCUAGCCCUAAAGUGCUAAAGGAGCAACCUUUACCGGAAACUUACCCGCCACCAGGUUACCCACCAAGUUACCCGCCAAGUUACCCGCCGGGUUUCUCCUCCGGUUACCAGUAUCCGGGCCAAGGUUGGGGCUUUAUGGGAGAGAACCCGAAUCCAAACUCGAACCCGUAUCAAGGAAUGUACUUCAUGAAGAAGUCUGCGCCACCGUCUCGUCCGGUAGUGUUUCAGCCGGAGAAUCACCGAGUUGAGAACGGGCAGUGGCCACAGGAGAAUGGUUAUGGUUAUUAUGGUUAUCCUGAGCAGCAACGUAGAGCAGCGCCGCCGUCUCCGGCGAGGCCUCCUCCGUCUCCUCCCACGGUUUCCACUUGGGACUUUUUGAAUGUGUUUGAUACUUACGAUUACAACAGAACUGGAGCCGGUGAAAGUUCUGGUUUUUAUCCGGCUGCUGGUGGAGUUAAGUCGAGUUCAAGCAGUCUUGACUCAAGGGAGGUGAGAGAGAGGGAAGGGAUUCCUGAGUUGGAAGAUGAAACAGAGCAAGAAACGUUGAAACAGUCCAAGAGGAAAAGUGUUGAGAAGAUGAAAGAGCAUAUACCUGAAAACGAGCCGAGCCAUUGGUCCCAACUAGAUGAGAGGAAGAUCAAGAAGAGAGGAGGAGACUCAGGUGAAGGAACAUCGAGGGAUGUGCCUAUGGUAGAGAGCUCUUUCAGUUCAAAGACGGUGUCUUCGUUUACCAGCAGUGAAGAAGGGUCUGAGUUUCACCAUGUUAACGAAGGAGAAGAGAGUAGUAGCAGCCACGGGCAUGAGGCUGUGGCUAGGAAGAGCGUUGGAGAAGUAGAGGAAGAGUACGUGAGGAAGAAAGGAGUGAGCUUUGAGUUGGAGGAGAAUAUAGCAGCAACUUCUUUUGAUGUUGAGUCUUCCAAGAUAAGUAGCCUGUCUGCAUUGUCGGUUCACGCCACUAGAGAUCUAAGAGAAGUUGUGAAGGAGAUCAAGAGUGAGUUUGAGGCUGCUUCUUCGCAUGGUAAGGAAGUGGCUGUGUUGCUUGAGGUCAGCAAGUUGCCUUAUCAGCAGAAAAGCUCUGGCCUUAAAGUUAUCUUCUCUCGGAUCAUGUCAUCACGCUCUCAGCCACAACCAUCAAUAAGGUUAACAUCAAGGAUACUUAAAAUAGCAAAAUCAUACAAUGUUCAGGACGUUCCCGAAGGCUUCACUGCAAACCUCUCAUCAACCUUGGAGAAACUCUACGCCUGGGAAAAGAAACUGUACAAGGAAGUCAAGGAUGAAGAGAAGCUUCGAGUUAUCUACGAAGAAAAGUGCAAAACACUGAAGAAACUAGAUAGUCUUGGUGCAGAGUCUAGCAAGAUUGAUACAACUCGAGCAGCCAUUAGGAAGCUGCUAACCAAACUCGAUGUCUGUAUAAGAUCCGUUGAUUCCAUUUCCAAUAGGAUACAUAAACUGAGAGACGAAGAGUUACAGCCACAACUCACUCAGUUGAUUCACGGGUUAAUAAGAAUGUGGAGAUCGAUGCUUAAGUGCCACCAGAAGCAGUUCCAGGCCAUCAUGGAGAGCAAGGUACGAUCUCUGAGAGCAAACACCGGCUUACAAAGAGACUCUGGUCUCAAAGCGAUUCUUGAUCUUGAGAUGGAGCUAAGAGAAUGGUGCAUCAGCUUCAACGACUGGGUCAACACUCAGAAACUCUACGUGGAGUCUCUAAACGGGUGGCUAUCAAGAUGUCUUCACUACGAACCCGAGUCGACGGAAGACGGAGUGGCUCCUUUCUCUCCGAGCCGCGUUGGAGCUCCGCACGUUUUCGUUAUAUGCAAGGACUGGCAAGAAGCGAUGGAGAGAAUCUCAGGAGAUAACGUCACAAACGCCAUGGAAGGUUUCGCCGCGAGUUUACACGAGCUGUGGGAGAGACAAGACGAGGAGCAGAGGCAGAGAGUGAAAGCGGAGUACGUGUCUCAUGAUUUCGAGAAACGGUUGAAUGAUCUUCGGAUGGAGAGGGCGAGGGUGAGGAUGAGAAACGAGCAGUUACAAGACGGCGGCGCGUCGUCCGAGAGGAGCGUGGUGUUGUCGGAGAGCGGGAGGAUCUCGGCGCUGGAUGAUCUGAAGGUGGAUUUGGAUUCGAUGAGGAAGAAGCUGGAGGAAGAGAGAGCGAGGCAUAAGGAAACGAUUAAGCUAGUGAACAAUGCGGCUUCAAGUAGCUUACAGUCUGGUUUAGUGCCCAUCUUUGAGGCUUUAGGGAAUUUCACAUCACAAGUUGUGAAAGCUCAUGAACAUGUUAGGUUUCAACAGCCUCAGUCUUCUUCUUGAUGAAAAGUAAGGCUGAGGAUUUUGAUUUUGCAUCAGAAAAUUUUGGUAAUGAAAAAUUUAGAUUCGGCGUAGAAAAAUUGUUUGUAUAUGUUGUCUCCAUUUAUAAUAU